Messenger RNA from Closterium sp. Yama58-4, 987 nucleotides. The record is from the annotation of a GenBank genome assembly. NCBI's taxonomy places the organism in Eukaryota, Viridiplantae, Streptophyta, Zygnematophyceae, Desmidiales, Closteriaceae.
AUGCCCGCGAUGGUGACGUCAUCGAUGCAGGUUCAGCAGGAUUCGGUGACGUCAGGAGGAUAUGGGGGUGGAACAGUGGUGGUGACGGGGAGUGGAGAGAGGGGGGGGCCGCAGCAGCAGAUUGUGCGCGGUUGUGAAACAGGUGAGCAGCAGCAGCAGCAGCAGGGGAGGGGAACGACGACGACAACAGUUACUAGCAUAAACCCCAUGAUCCCUCCUAGAAUAAUUGCUGCUAUUUACUCUAAAAUACCCGAGGGUAUUUCCCCUGAGCUGCAGCAGCAGUGGGUGGAGCAGCAGCAGCAGUCUUACUUGCUUCACCAGCAGCAGAAGCAGCAGCGACGGCAGCAGCAGGAGCAGCAACGGCAGCAGCAGGAGAGGGAAAGGCAGUUACAGGAAGAGAUACUGCGGCAACGGAGAGCAGAAGAGAGGGAGAGGGAGUGUGAAAGGGAGAGGGAGAGGAGGGAAAGGGAAAGGGAGAGGGAGAGGGAACGGGAAAUGGAGAGGGAGAGGAGGGAGAGGGAAAGGGAGAGGGAGAGGGAGAGAAGGGAGAGGGAGAGGGAGCAGGAAAGGGAGCAGGAGAGGGAGAAGGAGAGGGAAAGGGAGAUGGAAAGGGAGAGGAAGAGGGAAUCAGAGAGGGAGAGGGAGAGGCGGAGGAGGCAGAUGCAGGAGCAGAAGCCAUUGGCCGUGGUGAUGCUGAUGCAGUCAAUGGGAGCACGCAAGAAGAGCGAGAGCAGGGAUGGAGGCAGGUCAGGAGGAGGGGCGGGAGGAGCGAUGGGGGCAGAUGGAUGGGACGGAUCUUCCCCUGCCCGUCAACGAGGCCAGUGCAGGGACUCGGACUACGUAAGACUCUGCUCCGUUUCAUCUCUCCUCAUCUUUGAACUUCUUUUUUGUUUGAGCUUCUCUGAUAAAAAAGGGACGGAUGGAUCCAUGGCACGAAGGUUGGCCUCGAAGAGUCCUCUGUUUGACUGUUCUUUGCAGGUUCCUUGA